Molecule: messenger RNA, 3199 nt
Organism: Daldinia caldariorum
Lineage: Eukaryota; Fungi; Ascomycota; Sordariomycetes; Xylariales; Hypoxylaceae
Exons: 4
Coding region: 18-2615 (865 amino acids)
Source: RefSeq, a predicted model, not a curated record
CCGCGGAUUUAAUAGAGAUGCUGGCCUCGAUGAGGGAGGAAAUAAAUAGCAAACUCACGAAUAUCAAUAGCCAGCUUUCUGGAUUGGCACAGGCCAAUCUGGUUCAGAGCCAACGGGUGGCUAAUCUAGAAACGAAGAUCAGGCAGCUUAACCCCGGAACCGAUAUGCUGAAGGUUGAGGAGUCGAUCGAGGAGGAAGAGCGCCCAGCGUUUCAUAAUUCACCCUCGCCUACGCCGAGUAAAGCACUACCUGAGGAAACAUUGUCAUCCCCGGGAGGAACCGUAGUAGAACCAAGUCUGACCAUGGAAGAAGCUCAACUCACGCUGCAGGCGACGGAGGGUGACGACGUGGAAGCGAAUCCAGGACCGGUCGUAACGCCUGGCAGACCUGCUAUGCCCCCAAACCAUACUACGUUAGCCGGUUUGCUUUUGAAGUGGCCAUCAAUUAAGAGAAUGGUUCAUCAUCUGAUGGAAGCAGAAAAGAUAUUUCACCCGGACGAAUACCCGAUCGGGCUGGAACAGCAGCGCGGUAUACUUCGCGUUUUUGGGAAAGGUGAGGGGUUCGAUCAGGACAUUCGAGCUUCCGACAAAGAAACGCCACCAGAUCAUACAAUGACCGACAUAUUGGAUGAUUGUUCCGAUGUUGCAUCUCCUUCGCCGAUGGGAGAAGCAUGGGGCCAAGUAGGCAGCUUAACCCCGCCUCCUGGUGUUGAAUAUAGGGGAGGAGUUGUUAACGUCGAUGGAAAUCCGGAGUGGGACUCGACCAAGAUAUGGCGAUACGUGAACAGCUUCAAGGAAAAUAUCCUUAAUAUGCAUCCGAUAAUCAUCCCAAGGGAGCUCACUGCGAUGGUCAAGGUGUUUCUCGAGUCUUUACCAAAGUCUCAAACCUACCAGAACAGUAAGCUCGGCGCGAGUGCGAGAUUUGUCAACCAGCCGAGCGCGAUACCUCCGUCCUUUUCCGAAACGGGAACGAAGAGGAAGCGAUCACCUGCUGUGGAUGAGGCAAGCCCGUCGGCGGCGUUUGUGAAGCCUGGCCGACCGUUCCGAAGCGUCCAUAGCGCUCUCGUGUUGAUGGUUUUCGCUUUAGGUAAGAUUUGCUUACACAAGGACAAGAUACCGGAUCCAGUUUACGAGUCGGAUUCGCCAAUGCAUCAUUCACCUUCGGUCCGCAACGGUAUCCUGGCGUCGCCUUUGCAAGGAUCACCCCCGGGACUCUUAUCCCAGUCUCAAUCUAAUAUGGCGUCUCCCAAGGAGGGUGAGAGGAUUCCUAUGAGUCGGAGACCGUCUUUCCAAGGAAACAUGUCGGGUUCGAAGGGUCCGCAUUCACACAGGCGAAAUCUAGAUGUUAUUCCCGGUCUUGAGUAUUUCGCUCUUGCAAUGGAUAUCGUGGGUAGUCAUAUGGGUGCUUUCAACAUAAAGCACGUUUACGUUCACAUUUUGGCGGGGCUUUACCACGGUCAACUUGGGCGCGUACUUGAAAGUUGGUCGCACAUCUCUUUUGCAAGCCGGAAUCUGCAAGUUAUACUCAGACCGAGCCUCGACCGCUUAUCAAAAUGGCAUGACCAAGGUAGAAGUAUCGGACAGUCACGUAGGGAUAAUCAGCUGGCAUUUGCUUUCUGGACAUGCCUGCAGUUGGAAAGUGAUAUUCUCGCCGAGUUGCCUCUUCCUCAGUCCGGUAUCUUGCAAUAUGAAGAUAGGAUGCCAUAUCCAAACUCGGAGUAUGCUGUCAAUCAAGGUUUCUCAGAGCACGUAGUAACGGGUUACAUUGCACAGUUGUAUCUUCGGAAACAACUUAACCAAGUGCACACCCUGCUCUACGAUUCGGAGAAGCAGAACAAGCACAAGAACGGGAUCACUUUAGACGACCCUGCGAUCGAAGAAGGUAUCAAGCGCAUUGAGGAGAUGCUUAGAAACUCGAGAAAUCGUUGGGUACCGAGUAGCUACCAAUGGAAUGACAAUGACCCUCCGGCUAACGACAUACUUGGAGCUCGCCUCCGUGCCAAGUAUUGGGGCUCACAAGUCAUUCUUUACCGACCUUUCUUGAGGGCCAUUCUCGAGCGAGAGCCUUGGCCAUAUCACAAUCAAGCGGGCUCACCGGAUGCUCAACAGCCUCCCGAAUAUUCAGAGGUCCCCGCAGGCGUAGAUAGUAGGAUCGUCAAGUAUGCCAGCUUGGCGAUAUACGCCCUCGUCGAAAGUACUCGAGCAUUCCAUGGAAUACCUAGCAGCCAACGUAUCAUCAUAACUAACGUAUUCGGGACAGCUCACGCUCAAUGGGGAAAUCUUUUAACUUUAGCGGCAUGUUACAAAGACAGAUACCUACAUAAGUUCAUAGAUGCGGAGACUUUGAGCAAUCUCUUCGCUCGGACGAUCUCCUUCUUCCAGUCGAUUGCCCUACCCUCGAGCGCGUUAAGGGCCGAUAUGAAUAUCUUGAUCGGCCUGGCCAAAGAUCUAGGCUUUAUCCGGGACGAGUACGACGUUACAAGCUCGAGCUUUUCUAGCAUGGCAAGUGGUGGUCCUCUCCCUCCUAUGCACAGUAACCCUAGCGACAAUUACCACGCGCCUCCGCCAUCAGCGCUGGGACGUCCUCCACAUAUUCCACCGCAUUCGAUCUCUUAGGGAUAUCUUUUUUUGUUGUUGUUGUGGGGAUUCUACAAAAGAAAAGAAAAAAAGACAAAAAAAGGGGGAAAUUUUUGGAAUGUCGUAAAUGACACGGACCAGCGAUGGUUAUUAUGGUAUUAUGGGCUCUUCCGUCCUCCAUGAGCGGUCUCGAGAUGGCCACGGGAGUAUACUUAUGUUCGGAUCCCCCACGGCUAUUUUUUUCCGAGACCAAAUUUGGAACACGAGCUAUCGCUUACAUGAUUUGCAUGGGGGUUGCUUAUUGGCGGAUAUGAAGAGGAUACUUAUUUUUGGCGGUUUUUGCACCUGGCAACGGCGUUUUGGGUUACAGUCCAACGCGACACCAUGUUUGGCUCUACGGUACUAAUGUUGCGCACUAUAUAUACCUACCUUAUAUACACAGAGAUGUGCAUGGUUUCCGGCAAGUUUUCUUUUCCAUUUCGUCAUCAUUCGUGGCACCAACCCACUGGAGCAUACAAUAUCGGCGUUUUUUUAUUGAGGCAGCAUUGGAAGAUCCCUUGUGACAAAAGUUUACGGAACUCGAAAGCUGAGGAUACCCCUAGCGAGAGCGCAUCUGGUCGUGC